Homarus americanus (American lobster) is the source of this 1289-nucleotide messenger RNA. RefSeq names its product RWD domain-containing protein 3-like. NCBI's taxonomy places the organism in Eukaryota, Metazoa, Arthropoda, Malacostraca, Decapoda, Nephropidae. The transcript has 6 exons. The record is from RefSeq and is a predicted model, not a curated record. Bases 129 to 767 code for a protein of 212 amino acids. Gene Ontology annotation, biological process: positive regulation of hypoxia-inducible factor-1alpha signaling pathway; positive regulation of protein sumoylation. Gene Ontology annotation, molecular function: protein binding.
CCCCAGCCGCCGGGCGUCGCCACCGUCAUCCUCUUUAAUGUUGUAUCUUCCUUGAAUAGAAUACUUGGUGACAGUUACAGUACUGUGACUGUCACUGCGGUAGUGUAGAAUCGUGGAAUUUCAACUUGAUGGAAGGAAUUUAUGAAGAAAUUGAGGCGAUUGAAGCGAUAUAUUGCGGGAAGGAUGAGUUCUGUUUGCACUAUAAAGGAGCUUCUUCAGUGGAGUUUUCGGUGACAACAAGUCCAGUAAGCAGCCAUGACCUGAAGAUUACACUAGUGUUUAUUCUGUCAUCACCCUUAUAUCCCAGUGAGCCUCCAUCAGUGUCUGUACAGUGCUCAUCCUUGACACGUGCAGAAUGUGAUAGUGUGAAAAUUUUCUUGAUGGAAGUUGCCAAAUCUUGCUGUGGGUCAUCUAUGGUACUGGAUCUCCUCACUGCCUUGCAAGAGAAAGAAGACAUUGGAGGAAAACAUCAGGAUGCAGCUAUGAUGAAGAAUGACACAAGUAAUGAACCUGUGACCUGUAUCCUGCAGUUGGAUCACAUGCGGAGUAAAGCAAAGUACUUAAAGACAAUAAAAGCCUGGUGUGAAGAAUUGGACCUUGUUGGCCGGAUAGUGUUCUGUUUACGAUGGAUAUUUCUAUUUUUGCAGGGCAGUGCAGACGAUAUAAAGAUGUAUAUCCAGCGGAACAAGACUCAGUGUGUGGACGUCAACUCGUCAGGAAAACCAUGUAAAGAAAGGUUGUUAUCUGUACUCUAUCAAGGAGUUUGAAAGCAAUAUAAAUAUGAAAAAAAAUGAGUGGCAAUCCAGGAUUAUGAGUACAGUGGAGGAGGGAAUAUGCAGUCAACAUUGUCUCAGAUGUGGUGGGGAAGCAUGUCUUCUCAUGUGAAGCCAGGAAGCUCCAUUUGUAACUUGCAGUAGAACAGGUGACAAGGACUGCAUCAGCACACUUACAGGUUUGAUCCUAGGGUUCUUAGGAACUCAUAUUUUUGUAACUGUGCUGUACUUCAGAAUACUAGUAAACCUGGAGAACUAAAGAGAUGGAAUUGCUUCCAGUUAAGCUCCAGCUCCAAUAAAUAGGAUUUCGCAUUAAUUACCCAUUUUGUAAAGGACAUGAACUGUGAGACUACUGUCAUACUUUUGUGCAUAUGCUUCGACUCUUGCAGGCCAUAAAAUAGUGCAGCAAUUUCCCAUUUCGAGCUGCCCUGUUUUGCACUGCUUCGUUAUAACACUCUUGAUCCUAGAGAGAGAUUUUAUUUAUCUACAGUAUGUAAAAUAAAAACAGAGAAUGUU